Messenger RNA from Carassius gibelio (silver crucian carp), 4011 nucleotides. RefSeq names its product serine/threonine-protein kinase tousled-like 2. The coding region runs from base 642 to 2735 and encodes 697 amino acids. The transcript has 21 exons. Gene Ontology annotation, cellular component: nucleus. Lineage: Eukaryota; Metazoa; Chordata; Actinopteri; Cypriniformes; Cyprinidae. The record is from RefSeq and is a predicted model, not a curated record. Gene Ontology annotation, biological process: chromosome segregation; intracellular signal transduction; peptidyl-serine phosphorylation. Gene Ontology annotation, molecular function: protein serine/threonine kinase activity; ATP binding.
GUCUUGCACAAUCUCACGAGAAAAUAUGAGAUUUACCGAUUAUUGUUUACAUUGCAAAAAAUGAGAACCGAACCGAUUCUGAUUUCGCUAAUCUUAUUUGGAAAAUGAUAAUUUCAUCUGCAUCAACUAAUAUUUGUAAAAAGAGAUGUUAGGGUGGAACUGAGUUUAAAGAGUCGAUUUGUCAAUCCAAGACAUGAUCCCGGUUCGGUGCUGACCCAGAGCUGCGAAGACAAACGAGAAACAAAAUAUCUUAAACGAGACAACGAUUAACUAACUUCGAAGCGAAUCGCCUCGUUUUUGAUUGGAAAUCAUUAGGUGUGGAUCUGCAGAGAGAUACCACAUGCCACAGAUCUGGUAGAACAUAGAUAUCACAGAAGGCCAGUGGAGAAAGGCGGGUUCGGAGAUCAAGGCCUCGGAGGUCUCGCAGUCCUCGGACUACGGUAGGACGCGGAGCUGGCGUCCCCUAGCGACACAGCACGCACCGAGCGCAGGCGAGCGUCGGGGAUUCGGCCAAGGCCUAGCGCUGAGAUGUCGGGCUGAGACGGGAAGGGCGAGACGGGAGACCAGAGGAGGAGAACGGUCGAAGAAAAGAGGUCAAAUAAAACGGCAAGAAGGAGAAAAGAACCCCAAAUAAAACAGCCAUGAUGGAGGAAUUGCACAGCUUGGAUCCUCGCAGGCAGGAGCUGCUGGAGGCCCGUUUCACAGGAGUCGGUGUUUCCAAGGGUUCUGGACAAAACGAGUCGUCUAACCAGAGCUUAUGUAGCGUGGGCUCCCUCAGUGACAAAGAGCUGGAGACACCAGAAAAGAAAUCUAAUGACCAGAGAACGCGUAAAAGGAAAGGAGACCCUUUUGACAACCAGGGCAAAGGAGGAGGGAGAGGACACAAAAUUAGUGAUUAUUUUGAGUUUGCAGGGGGUAGUGCUACUGGUACCAGUCCAGCGCGUGGCAUACCUCCAGUGGCUUGGUCCUCUCCACAGCACUCUCUCUCAAACCCUCCGGUUGCCGUGCAGCAAGGAAGCCCCUCCUCAAUCGGCUCAUUAAAUCUAGACCACUCCCACUCCUCUUGUUCCCACAAGCCAGCUCCUACACACACUCAGCACCAAGCCACACAGUCUGAGUUGACAAUGGAGAAGUUAGCAGCGCUGGAGAGCAGUAAGAGCUCAGAUCUGGAGAAGAAAGAGGGCCGUAUUGACGACUUGCUUAGGGUAAACUGUGACCUGCGCAGACAGAUCGAUGAGCAGCAGAAGAUGCUGGAACGAUGUAAAGAGCGACUCAAUAAAUGUGUUACCAUGAGUAAGAAACUGCUUAUUGAAAAGUCUAAGCAGGAGAAAAUUGCAUGCAGAGAAAAGAGCAUGCAGGACCGGCUACGUCUGGGCCAUUUCACCACCGUCCGUCAUGGAGCAUCAUUUACCGAGCAGUGGACAGAUGGCUACGCCUUUCAGAAUCUAGUCAAACAACAGGAGAGAGUCAAUGGGCAGAGAGAGGACAUAGAAAGACAGAGGAAACUGCUGCUGAAGAAAAAACCACCCAAUGCCAGUCAGACUCCGCCUCCCAACCUGGAACCCAACAAACGCAAGAGCAAGAGCAAUGGCGCAGAGAACGAGAUGUUAUCUUUAGCAGAAUACCAUGAACAGGAAGAAAUUUUCAAACUGAGACUCGGACACCUGAAGAAGGAGGAAGCAGAGAUUCAAGUGGAGCUGGAACGGUUGGAGCGUGUGCGUAAUCUUCACAUCCGAGAGCUCAAAAGAAUCCACAAUGAAGAUAACUCCCAGUUUAAAGAUCACCCCACGCUAAAUGACCGUUACCUGCUCUUGCAUCUGCUGGGUAGAGGAGGCUUCAGCGAGGUCUACAAGGCCUUUGAUUUGAUGGAGCAGAGGUACGUGGCUGUGAAGAUUCACCAGCUUAAUAAGAACUGGAGAGAUGAGAAGAAGGAAAACUAUCACAAGCAUGCCUGUCGAGAAUAUAGGAUCCAUAAGGAGUUGGACCAUCCUAGAAUAGUCAAACUGUAUGACUACUUCUCUCUGGACACUGACUCAUUCUGCACUGUCCUGGAGUACUGUGAGGGGAACGAUCUAGAUUUCUACCUGAAGCAGCACAAGCUAAUGUCAGAGAAAGAGGCCCGAUCCAUCAUAAUGCAGGUCGUCAAUGCCCUCAAGUACUUAAAUGAGAUCCGGCCGCCAAUCAUCCAUUACGACCUCAAACCAGGUAACAUCCUGCUGGUGAAUGGCACAGCAUGUGGAGAAAUAAAAAUCACAGACUUCGGGCUAUCCAAGAUUAUGGACGAUGACAACUAUGGGGUAGACGGCAUGGAGCUGACAUCACAGGGGGCAGGGACAUACUGGUAUCUUCCCCCAGAAUGCUUUGUGGUUGGUAAAGAGCCACCUAAGAUCUCCAACAAAGUGGACGUUUGGUCUGUUGGAGUCAUCUUUUACCAGUGCCUCUAUGGGAAGAAGCCGUUCGGUCAUAAUCAAUCCCAGCAGGACAUCCUCCAGGAGAACACUAUUCUCAAAGCCACAGAGGUGCAGUUUCCUCCUAAACCAGGAGUCUCACCUGAGGCUAAGGCCUUCAUCCGCAGAUGUUUGGUGUACCGUAAGGAGGAUCGCAUCGAUGUUCACCAGUUGGCCAGUGAUCCCUACCUCCUCCCGCACAUACGGAAGUCAGUGGCUGCCACCGGUAACUCCAGCAUGGCUGUCGCCUCCACCUCCAGCUCCUCCAACAGCAGCGCCUCAAAUUGAGAGCCCCAUCCAUCCUUGCUAGUUUCAACCGGAGCAGGCGGUGUGGGGCAAUUGCAUUUUGCCCCGCCCCUCUCUGCAAUGCACUGGAAGGGGUCUCAAACCCCUUACCUGCCAAGCAAGGGAGCAGUAGGAAAAGGGUAAGAGGGAUGGAGACACAAAGCAUCCCCUUCCACCCUUCUUCCUCUCCCAGGCAUCUGGAGGGUUGUUUUAUUUUAUUGUAUUUUUUGGAUGAGAGAGGACUAAAAAGCGCCCUGUGAGUGCUCCAGAGCGAGAGGGAGUAUAACCUGUGAGAAGGACCGGACUGCAACGGCUCAGACCGGUGAAAGAGACCAGUAUAUGCCCUGCACCCCACAACACACAAAUAAAUGCAUACACACAUAAACACACAUUUAUAACGAGGUCAGUGUGAUUUUUCUUACAUGACAACACCGUUGAUGGGACAAGCCCACUCAUACUAAUGUGCAUUCAAGUGUACAAUAUCCCUAAAGAAUCUGGAGAUGCUCUCUGCUGACAAAGAGCCCGUCCUGGCCCAUCUUCCUUUCUCGCGGUCUCUUUUUCCUAUCCCUUUUUGUUUAUUUUUGCAUCUGGAACAGAUCUAUGAACUUUUGGAAGCAAUACUGUCAGUGGGUUCAUUUCGACAAUAGUUAACACUAGUUAAACGCCUUUCUGAACUGCCGUCAGAUCACAUAAUAAUUGCUGAGGCUAAAUCAGCAUCCGAACCUCUAGGUUAGCUGAUCUUCUAUGCUGGGAAUCAGAUGUUUGAACUGUGUGAGAGAUGUAAUGGACAGGUCUAGCCCAGAUGUUUGUCUCUGGAGGUGUUUGUCUUUAUGUCCUGCUCACUUUCACCCCAUUCUAUGACCAAAGCUGAGCUCUACCAGUAGGUGGUGCUGUUUGACUUCAAUUUUUUUUUUCUUUAUUAUUUUUUUUAUUCCUUUUUUUUUUUUUUUUGCUUUAUGAUGUUAUGAAUAAUUUUUUUGGCGACACCCAUCCCCAGAGAAUGUUCUGGUUUCACAUCCUGUCUUUGGAAAGAAUCUAAUGUUGAAAAUGGAGAUGAACUUAGAUUUUAUUUUUCAUUUACUAAAAGUCUUGUGCCUCGCAUCGAACCCCACAGACAUAAAUAUGUUCAAAAAUGACACAGUUGUAUAUGUUUAGGUCUGGUGUUACAGCUAAUUGCCUGAUCCUGUUUAACUUUUUGUGGAAAAGAAGAGGAUGGAGCUCAUUCAAGGGGUACAGGGCAGAACUUGGAGCGAUCAUUAAAUGCUAUUGGUUAUUAAUA